Anopheles coluzzii is the source of this 3534-nucleotide messenger RNA. Its product is annotated as thyrotropin-releasing hormone-degrading ectoenzyme-like. The coding region runs from base 154 to 2874 and encodes 906 amino acids. Gene Ontology annotation, biological process: peptide catabolic process; proteolysis. Gene Ontology annotation, cellular component: cytoplasm. Gene Ontology annotation, molecular function: metalloaminopeptidase activity; peptide binding; zinc ion binding. The record is from RefSeq and is a predicted model, not a curated record. The transcript is spliced from 7 exons. NCBI's taxonomy places the organism in Eukaryota, Metazoa, Arthropoda, Insecta, Diptera, Culicidae.
GAAGAAGGUUCGAUAGAAUUAGUUUUAGUCAUAGUCUCCCACAUAAAACACCGGUGCAUUGCUGGUCACUUACUCAGUGUACGCGGAUUACCGCAGUUGUAACACGUGCCGCUUAGUUCAGUGAGUACGUACGCCAACGGCCAGAGGGAAAAUAUGGCGUUCAUCAGGAUUGGAUUAUCCGUGCUGUUGAUGUGUGCUCUUGCUCCCGGUGCUUUACGGGCACAACAACCCACCGUAACGGUAUCGGUUGAACGUCACCAGCAGCCGGGACACUUGGAUCGUAGCAAGCUACACUUGCUCAAGCACCAAAAGUUUAGUGAGCGAAGUUCGAGAGUAGCGACGCAAUACCGACUGCCGAACGAUACUAUCCCGGAAAGUUACGUGCUCGAGCUUAGCUCAAACGUUCACGCGGAGGACUUUAGCUACGAUGGUUCCGUUGCCAUACGAGUUCGGGUGCUGCAGACUACUAGAUCGAUUGUGCUUCACUCGUUGUACAGUAAACUGGUGAAGGUGGAGGUUCGUAAUGCCAACCAACUGAAUAUACCUAUCAGUACCGUUGAGGAGGACCCAGCACUUGAAACACUUACCAUUAGGACGGACCAUGAGCUGCAGCGCGGAAUCUAUCAAUUGACGAUACUGUUUGAAAACACGCUUCGAGAUGAUUUCGGUGGUUUUUACCGGACAUCGUACAACAGUGGAAAUGAGGUUCGCUACAGUGCCGUCACGCAGUUUCAGCCGGUGGAUGCCCGUACGGCAUUUCCGUGCUACGAUGAACCUGGUAUAAGGGCUACCUUUACCAUUAGCAUCACAAGUGGUGUUGGCACGAAGGUUUACUCAAACAUGCCGAUCAAAUCGACCACUAUUACCGGUAAUGGACUGAAACAAACGCGCUUCCAUACGACUCCGAGCAUGCCAACCUACCUGGUGGCGUUUGCCAUUACGAACAACUUUGCCAGUACACGUUUGUCUUUGCGCGGACCACCAUCGAGCAUCAACAUGGAACUGAUUGCUCCGCCGACUGUUACCGAUACUGCCCAAACGUACGGUCUUGAUCUGGGCGGCCAAAUCAUCCGUACCGUGGAGCAGUACUUUAAUCAAUCGUACGAUCUGCCCAAGCUCGAUCAGUUGGCAGUACCGGACUUUUACUUUGCCGCGAUGGAAAACUGGGGAUUAGUCAUCUACGAGGAGCGAUAUCUGCUGUACGAUGAAUUGACAAGCACGAACCGUGAUAAGGAAAACGUCAUCGCUACCGUCGUGCAUGAGUUUGUGCAUCAGUUCCUGGGCAAUCUGUUAACUCCCCACUGGUGGUCGGAUUUGUCACUCAGCGAAGGGUUCGCUACCUUCUACGAGUACUAUCUUAGCAGCAUGGUGGAACCAAGCAUUCGAUUCAAGGAGAAAUUUACCGUCGAAGCACUGCAACCUGCGCUGCUGUUCGACUGUGAUAUCAACGUACGCCCCAUUUCGUACAAUGUAGAAACACGGACCGAUAUAGAGCGCAUGUUUGAUAUCAUUUCCUACCAGAAAGGUGGUAGCAUUUUCCGCAUGUUCCACUAUGCGCUCGGUGAGCUGACGUUUGUGAAAGGAAUUCGGCGAUACAUUAGUGUUAACAAAGGUCGUUCGGUCACACCGGAUAUUCUAUUCGAGAGUCUUCAGGUAGCGGCUAGCGAAGAUGCUGUGCUUCCACUUAGUCUCGAUGUCGGUACAAUCAUGAGACCUUGGAUCUUCCAAUCAGGUUAUCCCGUAGUUACGGUAACACUGAGCAACGGUGAACUGACGUUCAUGCAAGAACAUUUCCUGUAUCGUGGAUCGGUGGUCACGAGCGAUCGAACAUGGUGGAUCCCGAUCACAUACCACGUCCACCAAUCCUUUGGGACAGUACAAUCGCAACAGUUCUGGAUGCCACAGGGUACCUCGCAGGUGUCUUUGGAACAAGGCGAUUUAUUGGAUGGUUUUAUUCUAGUGAACCCACAGCAAACUGGCUAUUAUCGUGUUAACUAUGACGAGAAUCUUUGGAUCCGUUUAAUUACUAAGCUGAGCAGUGAUCCAUCGAUCAUUUCUCCGAUUUCACGAGGACAAUUGCUAGAUGACUGUUUCAAACUGUACUACAGUGGACGGGUAGGAGCGAACAUUAUUUACAACCUGCUAACGUAUGCCGAGAACGAGAUUGAUGCCAUACCAUGGAGUGUUGCCUUUGCCAACGAUAAUUUAGGAGUGCUGCAAGGCGCAUUAGUGGUAGAACGCAUGGCAUUUGAGGCGUUUUCUCGUUUUGUUACCGGACUGACAGCGAACGUGUUCAAUGCCGUAGGCUUUGAUGCAUUGCCUUCUGAUGAGCAUGAAACACAGCAGCUACGCAGUGCCGUUAUAGAAUGGAGUUGCCGGUCGGGAUCGAGCGAAUGUCGCACCGAGGCGUUGGCGCGGAUGCUGAACGAUUUGAACGGAUUAGCACCACUGCCCAUGUACUUAAAAUACAGUGUUUACUGUGGAGGUGCAACCAUAGCCUCGCCAGAUGUACUAGAGACACUGUGGGCCAGUUUGCAAUCAGUGAACGAUUACGGCCAACGGCUUAAUGUCAUAGAAGCAUUGGCUUGCUCGGAGAGUGAACAAUUUCUGGACGAUUUCCUAGAUUCAGUCUUUACCAAUCCGAUUGCUGGCGAAUGGGCAAACAUACUCAGGGCUGUUUAUCAGAAAUCAGCCGCUGGAUACGAAGCCUACAAUCGAUGGAUAGCUCGCAAUGCUUUACAAAUUGUGCAAAGCAUCGGUCUGGACCCCGCAUUCACUCAAAUUGUGAAUGAUGUAAAUCAACGACAGUCUGAUAUUCGGAAAUAUGACGAGUUGGUGGAACUCUUCAAGAACUCAUCACCCGGCCAAAGAUAAUAAAAACUAAAAUAAAAUAUUUACAUAAAUUUAUAAAAAAUCAAACUAAAAAUAAUUAUUAUUUUAUUAUUAAUUUUAAAAUUUUCUAUUGCAUUUAAGAAAGUAAAUACGAUAGAAAAUGUAUAUUUCAUUUUGAUCAUGUUUUAUCUGUUGUAUGUAUACUACUUAGCGGCGGAUCUAACGGCAGGCGGUAGCAUGGGGUUCCGCCGAUUUGGGACCCCGUAGAUCGCUACUCUGUAGUAUGCAGUACGUAUAAAAAUGGGCAGAGUACUAGCUAUCGAACUAGCGUCCACCGUUUGUUCUAAUAAUCCCUCCACUUUUCCAUUUCCCUAAUCAACAUAAAUUCGUAGUAAUAGAUACAGGAGCACUACGAGUAUCAGUAAUUACAAAAGUCUCUAUAAAAAAAAGAUGUAACCAGCGCAGUUUGUAUUAGAAUACUCCAAGGUUGUAAACAGGCUUGAAGAAGAAAUAUACCAGUAUGCUCAAAGUCCUUAUAAAAAAAGAAGAUUUAAACAGUCGUUACACGAGAUUUUGCUGCUGCAUCUUAGUAGACUGUUUUCGCUAUAGCAGACGGCGGCCGUAUGACCUUCACGAGUUAUACUUGAUUUAAUAUGUUAGUACAGCCUAAUUUGAAAUAAAUUUUUGAAUUAUUUGAUGCUC